This is a messenger RNA of Acanthosepion pharaonis, 1011 nucleotides long. Lineage: Eukaryota; Metazoa; Mollusca; Cephalopoda; Sepiida; Sepiidae. The record is from the annotation of a GenBank genome assembly.
AUGGUUAUUCAUCAUAGCAGUAAAGAGUAUUCCUGCGAGCAGUGUGGGCGUGGAUUUCGUUCCUUGUUUUUACUUGACAUGCACAAGAAAUUGAUGGGUGGGACAUGCACAAGACGAAAAUUGCAGACUUCUUCGCAACCUGGACAAGACCGCUGGAAACAAAUGUGCAAAUACUGCAGCAAGAGAUUUGCUCUGUCGUCUCGGCUGGCUAAACACGUACGUAAUGUCCACCCAGAGGCGGAAGUAUUCACGUGUGAUGUGUGCGAUAAGGGCUUCUGCUAUUAUCUUGAAUACCUGCCCCAUCGAAGGACACACCGGAACAUUCCGUAUCAGUGCAAGGCAUGCGAGCUGGCAUUUCCCACUUACAAACAGCUUCUUCAACACCGCGCCGGCCAUCCGAACCCUUUGCGAAAAUCUUCCUUGCCUUCCACAGAUCCAUCUUCCAUUCCCACUGUCUCCGCUGAUGCUGGAGUUUCUGCGAAUUCCUCUGACACUAUAGGUGAAAGCGAUCCUGGGAAAGGACAGGAUGCAGGAAAUUCUGGCGGGGAUGAAAAUUCUUCCACCGGACAAGUCCGAAUUAACGAGAGCUCUACAGAUCCCGGACUUCCGGUUCCAGUUUCUGAGAGCCUCGUUUGCCAGAUUUGUCGUCUGGUAUUCCUUACGAAGCUGAACUACCAGAAACACUGUCGGUUGGUCCAUGGCAAAAUGAAAUAUUCUUGCCAAAGUUGUGACGAGAACUUUGACCUCCGCAGACUGCUGGACAUUCACACGAAGCGCUGUCAUCCAAAGAAGCCUGGACGAAAGAAGAAGAAGAAGAAGGAGGAGGAGGAGAAGAAUAUUAAAUCAAAGAUAAUAAAGCCAAAGAGGGCGCCAAAGUACGACCCUGCCAGACUUGAAAGGUUCUUCAAGGCCUGCGUAAAAAGAGCUAAGGAGAGGUCAAAAAAGAAAUCUUUGGGCACAAAGCGCGAAAAGGUCGUCAAACUGUCAAUGAUGAAUUAUGUCCUUGAUUAA